This is a messenger RNA of Diceros bicornis minor, 1423 nucleotides long. It is a transcript of the gene CA7, whose product is annotated as carbonic anhydrase 7. Gene Ontology annotation, molecular function: carbonate dehydratase activity; zinc ion binding. The record is from RefSeq and is a predicted model, not a curated record. Gene Ontology annotation, cellular component: cytoplasm. Lineage: Eukaryota; Metazoa; Chordata; Mammalia; Perissodactyla; Rhinocerotidae. The transcript is spliced from 7 exons. Gene Ontology annotation, biological process: regulation of intracellular pH. The coding region runs from base 1 to 795 and encodes 264 amino acids.
AUGACCGGCCACCACGGCUGGGGCUACGGCCAGGACGACGGCCCCUCACAGUGGCACAAGCUGUAUCCCAUUGCCCAGGGAGACCGCCAAUCACCCAUCAAUAUCGUGUCCAGCCAGGCUGUGUACUCGCCCAGCCUGAAGCCACUGGAGCUUUCCUACGAGGCCUGCACGUCCCUCAGCAUUGCCAACAAUGGCCACUCUGUCCAGGUGGACUUCAAUGACAGCGAUGACCGAACUGUGAUGGCUGGGGGCCCCCUGGAUGGGCCCUACCGGCUCAAGCAGUUCCAUUUCCACUGGGGCAAGAAGCACAGUGUGGGCUCAGAGCACACGGUGGACGGCAAGUCGUUCCCCAGCGAGCUGCACCUGGUUCAUUGGAAUGCCAAGAAGUACAGCACCUUUGGGGAGGCCGCGUCCGCGCCCGAUGGCCUGGCUGUGGUCGGUGUCUUCCUGGAGACGGGGGACGAGCACCCCAGCAUGAACCGUCUGACAGAUGCACUCUACAUGGUUCGGUUUAAGGGCACCAAGGCCCAGUUCAGCUGCUUCAACCCCAAGUGUCUCCUGCCCACCAGCCGGCACUACUGGACCUACCCCGGGUCCCUGACGACGCCCCCACUGAGCGAGAGUGUCACCUGGAUCGUGCUCCGGGAGCCCAUCAGCAUCUCUGAGAGGCAGAUGGAAAAAUUCCGGAGCCUGCUUUUCACCUCAGAGGAUGAUGAGAGGAUCCACAUGGUGAACAACUUCCGGCCGCCACAGCCACUGAAGGGCCGUGUGGUCAAGGCCUCCUUCCGGGCCUGAGAUGCCCUCCUGCCCAGCCGGCCACUAGGGCACCAUCUUCCCAAGGGCUUCCACGUCAGCAGACACCAAACCAUCCGAGGCUCCCUGCCUGAGGGGUGCUGUGGUCCCCCCUUCAGCUGGCUUGCUCCUUGGCCACCCUGGAGGCUUCUUGACGGAACCCUGGAGUCAGGGACACCCUUCAGCUGCCCUGGGGACAGGAAGGACAGGAGCUGAGCGUGGUCCAAGCCUGGGGCUGCCUCUGCUCUCCAAAGGCCCCUAGGAACCUCCUCUUGUCUUCCCAAUGGCAGUGGCAGCAGCCCCACCCGGAGCUCACACUGUGAUGGACGAGACCCAGCUCUCUGGGGCAGGCAGCUGGCAUUGCCAGAAAGACUCAAGCAAUAAUUAGAGGUGGGCAGAGCUGCCCUCUCGGUGUUACCUCUUCUGCAGGCCUCUGCCAUGCAUACAUCUGCCAGGCCAUUAUAAUCAGCACCCAGCCUGCUGGAGGUGACAUGGCCUUCUCCCUCCAGCCCCCUGCUGCCAUGGGCAGAUGCUGGCUACAAAUUAUGUCGUAUCUUCUCUCAUCCCCACCCAGCCACCAGAGCCACCUACAUGACAAUCCAUCCAUGCAUUGAUUAAUAAAUUCAUUCAU